Monoraphidium neglectum is the source of this 729-nucleotide messenger RNA. RefSeq lists its product as hypothetical. NCBI's taxonomy places the organism in Eukaryota, Viridiplantae, Chlorophyta, Chlorophyceae, Sphaeropleales, Selenastraceae. Gene Ontology annotation, biological process: regulation of DNA-templated transcription. The record is from RefSeq and is a predicted model, not a curated record. The transcript has 4 exons. The coding region runs from base 1 to 729 and encodes 242 amino acids.
AUGGCCCUCGCCCGCUCACUUGCUGCAGUCACAUCUCAGCAAUCAGCUACAGUGUUGCGCAGCCUCGCCAGCAUCGCCGCUGCGCACGGCGCGCCAUCAGCCAGCGAGCCUGGCAGCCUCCGCGAGCUGCUGUGGGGUGCGGCUGGCGAGCGCCCUUCUGACCAGCAGCAGGUGCACUACCAUUAUAAGGAGCUCUACGCCCAUCACCAGCAGCAGCGGCAGCAGGAGCACUACCACCAGCAGCAACAGCACCAUCAGCAGGACGACGAUGCGCCUUCCGUGCGCGGCGCGAUCCGGCGCUGCGCCAGCCGGCUGAUGUUUGGGCUAGCCCCGGGGACGCCGGUGUCUGUAGAGGGCGCGCUGCAGCCCAGUGGCCAGGCGCGCGUUGUGACGGAGGCGACCUACCCUUACCGCGUGGUGCACGCCAACGAGGCGUUCCAGCGCGCAUCCGGCUGGGCCCCCUCGGAGGCGCACGGCGCGCCGCUGCCGGUGCUGCUCAAGGGGCCCGAGACAGACCCCGCGGCGCUCAACCAAAUCCAGGAGGCGGCCGCCGCGCGGGCUCGCACCUGCGUCGUUUGCGUCACCUACAGGAAGGAUGGCUCAUCCUUUCUGAACCACCUCCAGCUGUCACCGCUGUAUGACACCGUCGGCCACGUCAGCCACCUGCUGGCGGUGUCGAUGCCCCAGGAUCUCGCGCCCGGCGGCGCCGACGGGCCCUCGUCCGAAUGA